AUGGAGGAUCAAUUGAAGAAAUUGAUAGAAGGAGAUGAAAUGAGAAAAUUUAGUGACUAUUUUCAGUAUAAGGAAACGAUUGGACAAGGUGCAUUUGGUAUUGUUGUUAAAGCAGUUAACUUGACUACCUAAUAAGAAGUGGCAAUAAAAGUAUGUUCUGCCAAACUAUUUUAAUAGAUAAUAAAGAAGAAAUUAGUGAAUCGAUAUGAUUAAUUGAAAUAAGAAUCAUCUAUCUUGGCUAGUUUAAGACAUGAGAAUAUUGUAAAAUUUAUAGAUGUUAAGGAAACUGACACUAGAAUUUUAAUUAUAAUGGAACUUAUAUAAGGAGGUAUAUAUAAGUAUAAAAUUAUAGGUUCUUUAGAAGAUUUAAUGUAGAAGUUGCAUAAGAAUGGUAAAUGGUUUACAGAGGAACAAUGCAAAACAAUUAUUAGGAAUAUCUUAUAAGCCUUAGCAUAUAUGCAUAAGAAUAAUGUUGUUCAUAGAGAUUUAAAGCCAGAGAAUAUUCUAGUCAAUGAAGACUUAAAUUGUGUUAAGCUAAGUGAUUUUGGGUUGAGUUCUGUUUAAAAUUAAUUAAUGACUAAAUAAUGUGGAACUCUAAUUUUCAUGGCACCAGAACUUUUAAUGAAUAAAAUCUAUAGCAAAGUAUUUAUUAAAUGUAGAUAUUUAGAAUGUAGAUAUUUGGGGAGUUGGUGUUAUUAUGUUUAUGUUACUUAAUAAUGGGUAGCAUCCAUAUUAUAAUUAAGGAGACACUCUUGAAUAGAUUUUACAAAAGACUAAAGUGAUGCAUGAGCAAGGCAAUCUUACUUAGUAACAAUUUAAAAUGAUAUAAGAAUUUUAGAUUGUAAUAUAGUCUAUUUAAAAAAUUAACUGAAUUAGACUAAACCAAAAGAUAUAGAGCUGAUUAGGGAUUGCUUCAUCCUUGGUUGAAUGAUUAGAAUGAUGUUGAAGUGCCUUAAACAAUGGAGGAAAUCUUUCACACUUGGAUUUAAUAGUAGAAACUUCUUAAUCUAAUUAAAUCAGUAAUGUUUUUAUCAAAAUUGGGUUAUAUGAAGAAAUUAGAAAAUAGAGAAAUUUGUAAUAAAUAUUCAGAGUAAAAGUCUAAAUUAAAGGAAGAUAAGAAUAAAAAAGAAGGGAAAUUAACUAUCAAUAAAGAAUUUUAUGAUGAAUUGUUUGAGGAUUAUUAGAAGACUUUAACUGAAUAAUAGAAAAGAUUAGUUCAAAUAAGUAAAUUACAAUUAAAUAUUGUUAGCACAUAAAAUUGAGAGUGAAAAAUAAAUUAAAUAAUAAGUGUAAAGUCAAUAAUUAUCAACAGUUUAAGCUAAAUUAUAAUUCAUAAUUAGAACAAGAAAACCUUCCACAAGUUCGAAGAAUAUGGAAGAACCAAUUAAUGAUUUUGAUAAUGAAGAAAUUAAAUUAGAGAUGAAUGAAUCUUAAACUGAUAUGAUUUAACAAGAUAAUGAAUUGUAAAAUGAUUAAAGUGUAUUUGAAAAAUCAGAUCAAAAUAUAUCUAUGAAAAUAAGUACAAAUAUCAAAUCUCCAAAAAAGAAAAGAAAAUCUCCACUUAAAACUUAAACUAAAUUGUAUAUCUAAAAAAAUGAUAGUCUUAAUAAUUCUCAAUAAGGAAUCAAAGAAAAACCUAGUAAUUCAUAAGUUCCUAGUCCUACAAAACUUAUUAAUAAUAGCGUAGUUAAUAGUAAUAAUACAACUAAACAUUAAAUUAAAUUAAAACCUUUAUAAAAUUCAACUGAUCCUCAAAAAGAAAUUAUAACUAAUAAUACAAUCCUGAAUCAAAAUCAAAUCAGUUAUGAACCUAAUUUUAGAUCAGUUAUUAGACCUAUUAGAUAAACACAUGUUCCAAGAUUAUCUAGAUUAAGUGUAGAUAGAGAUUAAGUUUAACCUACAGUUUUAGAUCUAUCUAGUAUGGCUAUGGGUGGAUUUAGUCCUGUUCAUAGUAAUUAAUUUUUAUUUCCUACAAAAAUCCAAAAUUAUUGUACAUAAAAGAGAGCAUAUUAAAAUGAGUUUCAUCCUUCAAAAGUACUUACAUCUUUGGCAUCAAAAAAAUCAAAUGAUCAUUAUAAUUUUAUUAAUGGUGGGCCUAAAUGA
Paramecium pentaurelia is the source of this 2103-nucleotide messenger RNA. Lineage: Eukaryota; Ciliophora; Oligohymenophorea; Peniculida; Parameciidae. The record is from the annotation of a GenBank genome assembly.